ACGUAAGUAAUUCUUGAGUGGUUCAUAUUCAACUUCAACUUAUAGAUAACACCAUCAGCAACAUGAGCUGAGAUAUGAUGAGGAUGAAGAACCGUAUCUUCAUUUCACUUCUAAUCCCGUUCAGCCUUCUAUAUCAAUUAAAUGCCGAACUUAAAGCAAAUCCGAGUACAAGUAUCGGUGUUGUGAAGGAAAUUCAGGUCGGAGUGAUUCUCGAUAUGGGAUCAUUGGUCGGGAAGGUUGUUAAUAGCUGCAUUAGCAUGGCUAUAUCUGAUUUUUAUGCUCUUAACACACACUACACAACAAGGAUACUUCUUCACAUCAGGGAUUCCGAGGGACAACCCCUACGUGCUCUGUCUGCCGUUGUUGAUCUGUUGGAGAAUAUGAAGGUGCAAGCAAUCAUAGGCCCAGGAACAUCACCUGAAGCAAAGCUCUUGGCUGCAUUGGGGGACAAGGCCAAAAUUCCUAUCCUUUCUUUUACUAGGACUCAUCCUACAUAUCCUAGUUACCUUGUUCAACUUACACAAGAUCAAACCCUUGAAUUCGAUGGUGUUGCUUCCAUUGUAGAAUCAUUUCAAUGGAGGAAUGUUAUCCUUAUUUAUGAAGAGGGGGAAAUCAUUUCAAAUUUUGCCAAUUCGUUCCACGAGAAAAACAUUCGUAUUGCUUAUAAAAGUGAAAUUUCUCCAUCAACCACUGAUGAACAAAUCCUCCAAGAGCUCCAUAAUCUCACGAGUACUCUGCAUACAACAAUAUUUGUUGUGCAUGCAUCACCUUCUCUAGUGUCACGUCUUUUCUUAAAUGUCAAAAGGGUAGGAAUGAUGAGCGAAGGAUAUGUUUGGAUUAUAACUGAUAAGACUAUGGAACUCUUGCAUUCAAUGGAUUCUUCGGAAUUCAUUGAGUCAAUGCAAGGCGCACUGGGGUUCAAGUCUUAUAUUCCACCAUCAAGCGAGCUCCGCAACUUCACUCUAAGAUGGAGAAGGAAGUUUCGUAUUGAUGAACCAAACAUGGAAAUGACAGAGUUGAAUGUGUUUGGCAUACGGGCAUAUGAUGCAAUUGGGGCACUAGCAAGGGCAGUGGAGAGGGUAGUGGAUAAGAUUUCUCAAACCAAAGAACAAAAUGCUGCAUCGAACAUGAUGGGCUUAGCCAACAUUGGAGCUUCUCAAAGUGGCUCAAUAAUUCUAAAUGAGAUAUUGCAAAUUAGAUUUAGGGGUCUAAGUGGUGAGUUUCAAUUUAUGGACGGGAAACUAAUCUCUGGGGCAUUUGAAAUAGUUAAUGUGUUAGGCAAAGGGGAGAGAAGAGUCGGAUUUUGGACAUCGACCCAUGGAAUCACCAAAGAAAUGUUUCCAUCUGUCGGUGAAAAGCAUCCGAGAUCUUCAAGUACUAGUAGUCUUGAAGCCAUUAUCUGGCCUGGAGGAUCUACAACUACUCCAAAAGGUUGGUUGAUGCAAAUGAGUGGUAAAAAGCUGAGAAUUGGAGUUCCAGUGAAAGUAGGGUUCGAAGAUUUGAUAAAGGUGCAUCGAGAUCCUCAAACAAAUGCAACAAUUGCCACUGGUUUUUGUGUUGAUGUAUUCCGUGCUGCCAUUGAUGCCUUACAAGGUGAUGUACCUUACGAGUUCAUUCCAUUUGAGGAUUCCAAUGGGGAGCGGGCUGGAAACUACAAUGAUCUUGUAUAUCAGAUCUAUCUUCAGAAUUAUGAUGCUGCCGUGGGGGAUAUUACAAUAACGGCCAAUAGAUCUUUAUAUGCUGACUUUACAAUGCCAUAUACCGACUUGGGUGUUGGAACAAUAACAAGGGUUGUUGACAAUAAGAACAUGUGGAUCUUCUUGAAACCACUUGAUUCAAAUCUAUGGCUCACAAGUGCUGCUUUCUUUAUCCUAACCGGCUUUGUUGUAUGGGUUAUUGAGCAUCCGAUAAAUGAAGAAUUCCAAGGUUCGGCAGCUCAGCAAAUUGGAACGGUCUUCUGGUUCUCCUUCUCAACCCUUGUUUUUGCCCAUAGAGAAAAGUUGAUAAGUAAUUUGUCAAGGUUUACAGUGAUUGUUUGGGAGUUCGUUGUGCUUAUAUUGACUUCAAGCUACACUGCAACUUUGACUUCACUCUUGACAGUUCAACAGAUUCAAUCAGCACCAAAGCGGAAUUAUAUAGGUUUCCAAUAUGGUUCUUUUGUAGAAGGAGUCACAUGGAGCAACCUGAAUUUUGCAGACACUAGGCUUAUGCAAUAUUCUUCACCUGAUAAAUUUGCUCAUGCUUUAUCAAGGGGAUCUAAAUAUGGUGGUGUCACCGCCAUCAUUGAUGAGAUCCCAUACAUCAAGAUCUUCCUCGCAAGAUAUCCCCGUGACUAUGCCAUGAUUGCAUCAGAAUCUACCACAAAUGGCUUUGGCUUUCCUUUUCGAAAGGGUUCACCAUUGGUUCCUGAGAUUGCAAGGGCGAUUAUGAAACUAAGAGCAGAAGGAAAACUCAAGAUGAUGGAGGAGGCAUGGUUUAAGAGUCGGCAGCCAUUUCCAAAGGUCGGGGAUUCUAAGGCUAACCCCACCAUUCUGAACCUAGAUAGUUUUGGUGGUUUAUUCCUUAUUAGUGGGAUCUCUUCAACUUUAGCCCUUGUCAUAUUCUUGAUUAGUCGUGUCAAAAACUAUAUUAGAAAGUUGCUUCUGGUAAUUGGUUUUCAUGUUAAAGUACCGCUUUGCUAAAACAUGGUAUUAUGCAUUGAAGAAAUCAAUAUUGCAAUAUAAUUAUUUUGAACUUCUUC
Cornus florida is the source of this 2740-nucleotide messenger RNA. Its product is annotated as glutamate receptor 1.3-like. Bases 75 to 2681 code for a protein of 868 amino acids. The transcript has 5 exons. Gene Ontology annotation, cellular component: plasma membrane. Gene Ontology annotation, molecular function: glutamate-gated receptor activity. The record is from RefSeq and is a predicted model, not a curated record. NCBI's taxonomy places the organism in Eukaryota, Viridiplantae, Streptophyta, Magnoliopsida, Cornales, Cornaceae.